AGUUCAGUGGCAAAACAAUUGGUAUAAUCGGGCUUGGCAGGAUUGGUUUGGCCAUAGCCAAAAGAGCUGAAGCAUUUGAUUGCCCCAUCAGCUACUACUCGAGAUCAGAAAAGCCACAGACAAACUACAAAUACUACUCGAGCGUUGUUGAUCUGGCUGCUAACUGCCACAUUCUCAUCGUAGCAUGCGCAUUGACAGAGGAAACCCGCCAUAUUGUGAAUCGUGAGGUUAUGGAUGCCUUGGGUCCAAAGGGUGUUCUUGUGAACAUUGGACGGGGACCUCACGUAGAUGAGGCAGAGCUUGUGUCGGCACUAAUCGAGGGCCGGCUUGGAGGGGCCGCCCUCGAUGUGUUCGAGCAUGAACCCCAUGUUCCUGAGCAGCUAUUUGGAUUGGAGAACGUAGUGUUGGUGCCUCAUGUGGGGAGCGCCACCUGGGAAACUCGCAAAGAGAUGGCAGACCUGGUUCUUGGGAACUUAGAGGCACAUGCGACGAACAAGCCCCUAUUGACUCCGGUGCUGUGAUUGCUUGCAUAAAAUACAGUACGAUUUUAUUGUUUCAGGGAGUUGGUGAAGGAUUUCAUUGUAAAUUUGUUUACUUGUUCUUCGGUUCAAAACUGAUGUCACUUAGCCCCCUGCAUGCUAUGCUUAUGAAAGUGUGCAGCUGGAGUCCAUUUGUCAUUUUUAUCCUGGAUGGAUUUUUACUUCCUGCGGUAAUCCCGUUGAGGUUAAUCCUAUGGUUCUCCUUGCUUGGAAACAUCUACAGCUUCUGUAAGGAGGGUGGCUCUGUUGGCGAUACCAUUUAAUUCCAUGUUGUUCCUGUAAUUCCGGGCGUCUUUAUCUCUUUGAGGGUGCAGGAAGCCCACAAAUGUGAUGUUCAAUUUAAGACCCGGACUUCAUGCCUGUGCAAGUUCCAAAUGACUUUUCCCAUUC
This is a messenger RNA of Elaeis guineensis (African oil palm), 929 nucleotides long. The record is from RefSeq and is a predicted model, not a curated record. Lineage: Eukaryota; Viridiplantae; Streptophyta; Magnoliopsida; Arecales; Arecaceae.